Molecule: messenger RNA, 1972 nt
Organism: Ailuropoda melanoleuca (giant panda)
Lineage: Eukaryota; Metazoa; Chordata; Mammalia; Carnivora; Ursidae
Gene: KLHL1
Product: kelch like family member 1
Exons: 8
Molecular function (GO): protein binding
Source: RefSeq, a predicted model, not a curated record
CCCCCACCAGCUGGCCCGUCUACUCCCGCGCCAGCUGAGGUCUCUUCGCCUUCUUGCGUCAAGCAUGUCAGGCUCUGGGCGAAAAGACUUCGAUGUGAAGCACAUCCUGCGACUCCGCUGGAAACUAUUUAGCCACCCGACGCCGGCCCCUGGCGGCCCCGCGGGGGGCAGCUGCCUGCAACAGGACGGCAGCGGCAGCUUCGAGCACUGGGGACCCAGCCAGAGCCGCCUGCUCAAAAGCCAAGAGAAGGGCAGCGUGAGCACUUUCUGGAAGAAGGCUUCCUCUUCCUCCUCUUCUUCGUCUUCUUCCCCGUCCUCUUCUUCCUCUUCCUUUAACCCACUGAAUGGCACCCUGCUGCCAGUGGCCACAAGGCUGCAGCAAGGGGCGCCCGGGCAGGGCACCCAACAGGCAGCCAGGACUCUCUUCUACGUGGAGUCUCUAGAGGAGGAGGAGCCAGGCAUGGACUUUCCUGGACCACACGAUAAAGGGCUGGUCCUGCCAGAGCUGCAGGUGGAGCCGGCCGACUCCAGCCAGGCAACAGGUGAAGGAUGUGGACACAGGCUGACAGCAACUAGCCAUUCAUUGACACCUCAAAGUGAUAUGGACUCCAGUAGCUCUGAAGAAUUCUAUCAGGCUGUUCACCAUGCUGAGCAAACCUUCAGAAAAAUGGAAAGUUACUUGAAACAACAGCAACUCUGUGAUGUUAUUCUGAUUGUCGGGAACCGAAAGAUACCUGCACACAGGCUUGUUCUGAGCUCAGUCUCCGACUAUUUUGCUGCCAUGUUUACAAGUGAUGUUUGUGAAGCCAAGCAAGAGGAGAUCAAGAUGGAAGGCAUAGACCCCAAUGCCCUCUGGGACCUUGUCCAAUUUGCAUAUACAGGUAUGGAAAACAUAAUGGAAGUUAUGAGAAAUCAAGAGUUUUUACUGCUUCCAGCUGAGGAGCUCCAUAAACUCCUGGCCAGCGAUGAUGUAAAUGUUCCUGAUGAAGAAACCAUCUUCCAUGCAUUAAUGAUGUGGGUCAAGUAUGACAUGCAGAGGCGAUGCAAUGACUUGAGUAUGCUUCUUGCCUUUAUAAGACUGCCGCUGCUUCCACCACAGAUAUUGGCUGACCUAGAAAACCAUGCAUUAUUUAAGAAUGAUCUGGAGUGUCAAAAGCUGAUUCUGGAAGCAAUGAAGUAUCAUUUAUUGCCAGAAAGAAGAACUUUAAUGCAAAGCCCAAGAACUAAACCUAGAAAAUCUACAGUUGGAACUCUGUAUGCAGUAGGAGGAAUGGAUAACAACAAAGACUUGACCUUGGAAAAGGAGUGUCUCAAGAACAAAUGUUUUAGUGUUAGGAUUCGAAGAUCUCCACUGUCAGGAAAGGUAGGGGAUAAACGGUUCUGCGUGCAAACAAUUCUCAGCCUCAUGGAAAAAAGAGACCAUGAGAUGGUCUCUUUGCCAAAGGCAAACACAGGACUUUUUUCCACCUGCCAAGAUUUGGACAGUCCUAAUGUGUCACUGGAUUGCCCUCCUUCUUGUGGCUUCAAAGAAGCCUGCCUCCACUUCUGUUUUCAUUUCUCCCCUGUUUUAGGAGUAACAGUCCUGGAAGGUCCUAUUUAUGCUGUCGGAGGCCAUGAUGGCUGGAGCUACCUGAACACAGUGGAGAGGUGGGAUCCCCAGAGUCAGCAAUGGACAUUUGUAGCCAGUAUGUCCAUCGCCCGAAGCACAGUUGGUGUAGCAGCAUUGAAUGGCAAGUUAUAUUCAGUCGGAGGUCGUGAUGGAAGUUCCUGUUUGAGUUCAAUGGAAUAUUAUGAUCCUCAUACAAAUAAGUGGAACAUGUGUGCGCCAAUGUGUAAGCGGAGAGGGGGUGUUGGAGUGGCCACGUGCGAUGGUUUUCUCUAUGCCGUAGGAGGUCAUGAUGCUCCUGCUUCAAAUCACUGUUCCCGGUUAUUAGAUUAUGUAGAAAGGUAAGAUCCAAGGUCACAGUUCUAA